CUCCACUACAGGCUUCUCUGCAGAAUGUCAAGCAAAGAUCGACACAUUGAUUCUAGCUGUUCGUCAUACAUCAAGACGGAACCGUCGAGCCCUGCCUCUCUGACGGACAGCAUCAACCACCACAGCCCUGGUGGCUCCUCAGACGCCAGUGGGAGCUACAGUUCCACCAUGAAUGGACAUCAGAACGGGCUGGACUCACCUCCUCUCUACCCUUCGGCCACAGGGCUUGGGGGCAACGGGCCGGUCAGGAAACGGUAUGACGACUGCUCCAGCACCAUCGCUGAAGAUUCACAGACCAAGUGUGAAUAUAUGCUGAACUCGAUGCCCAAAAGACUGUGUUUGGUGUGUGGUGACAUUGCAUCAGGGUACCACUAUGGAGUGGCUUCCUGCGAGGCCUGCAAGGCUUUCUUCAAGAGGACAAUUCAAGGUAACAUAGAAUACAGCUGCCCAGCAACGAAUGAAUGUGAAAUCACAAAGCGCAGACGCAAGUCCUGCCAAGCCUGCCGCUUCAUGAAGUGUCUAAAAGUUGGCAUGCUGAAAGAAGGUAAGACUGAUGAAGUCAAUAUGUAUCUCUCUGCAAACGCAUGCAACAAUCGUAGGGCAAUCAGGAAAGAAGAGAGUCCUGCCUCCUGUCUGCCUCUCCUGUUGCAGAGUAGCACAAGAAAGUUACUACAGACUGAUCCAGAGGAACACUUUAUUUUGGUUUAG
This is a messenger RNA of Pelecanus crispus (Dalmatian pelican), 708 nucleotides long. Lineage: Eukaryota; Metazoa; Chordata; Aves; Pelecaniformes; Pelecanidae. The record is from RefSeq and is a predicted model, not a curated record.